UCUAGUGUCAAAGAUGAGGCUGUGGACAAAAGCACCUUUAAGAAAUGCAACCAGAUUGCUUUUUACAGGCGUCAGAAACUUCUACAUCCUGGAAAAUCCUUGUAUCGAGCAUUGUUGGAUUCAGUCACGUUAAGUGAUGAUAAUGUCAAAUUCCAAAUUAUUCAUGAAGAGAAUAAGGUCCUUCUACAAGUAGAAAUUUCUGAAAUAGAAGGCAAUAUUUUCAGGCUUAAAAUUGAUGAGCCAUCUCCUCUCAGAGCAAGAUACAAAGUUCCUGAUGUUCUUACAAAGGAACCUACCACCCAGAGACUCUUCAUAUCCCAGAAGGAGGCAGGUAUUUUGGUGCUGUCAAGUGUUCAUGAGGACUACAGACUUCAAGUCACAGCAAACCCCUUCCAGAUUGAGCUACAGUCCAAGGGUGAGACUGUUCUGAGCAUGAAUUCCAAUGGGUUGUUAUAUUUUGAGCACCUACAAGCACCUCCCAGUGACAGAAAACCUAAAGCAGAUACCAAGGAGGCAGCAAGUGAUUCCUCUAAGGAGAAACAAGAGGACCUAGGUCUCUGGCAAGAGAAAUUUGGCAGUUUCUUAGACAUCAAAGCUCAUGGUCCUAGUUCUGUAGGCAUGGACUUCUCUUUGCAUGGAUUUGACCAUGUUUAUGGAAUACCACAACACACAGAAACACUUCUUCUCAAAAACACCAGUGAUGGUGAUGCCUACCGGCUUUAUAAUUUGGAUAUCUUUGGCCACAAGAUACAUGACAAAAUAGGCAUUUAUGGUUCAGUGCCCCUCCUCUUAGCACACAGGCCUAACAGAACUUCAGGGAUCUUCUGGCUGAACUCUUCAGAAACGCUGGUGGAUAUUACUACAAAGGCAGUAGCUGAGCAUAUGCCAUCCGGAUCUGCUGCAGAGGCUGCUAAGCAGAGAGCAGUGCCUCUAACUGAUGUGCGCUGGAUGUCAGAAAGCGGAAUCAUUGACGUUUUCCGGCUGAUGGGACCCACUGCGUGUGAUAUCUUCAAGCAGUUUGCCCAGCUAACAGGCACUCAAGCCCUACCCCCCCUUUUUUCUCUGGGUUACCAUCAGUGCCGCUGGAAUUAUGAGGAUGAGCAAGAUGUCAAGGCAGUAGAUGCUGGCUUUGAUGAACACGACAUUCCUUAUGAUGUGAUAUGGCUGGACAUAGAGCACACAGAUGGCAAGAGGUAUUUCACUUGGGACAAAAAGAAAUUCCAGAACCCCAGAAAGAUGCAAGAACAUCUCAGCAAGAAAAAACGCAAGCUUGUCGUCAUUGUAGAUCCCCACAUUAAGGUUGAUCCCAUGUAUACCCUGUAUUCACAGGCAAAAGACAAGGGAUAUUUUGUGAAAGACAGAAAUGGACAAGAUUUUGAGGGCAUCUGUUGGCCAGGUUCCUCUUGUUACUUGGAUUUCACCAAUCCUAAAGUGCGAAAAUGGUAUGCAGAUCAAUUUGCCUUCAAAACAUACAAG
Leptosomus discolor (cuckoo roller) is the source of this 1476-nucleotide messenger RNA. The record is from RefSeq and is a predicted model, not a curated record. NCBI's taxonomy places the organism in Eukaryota, Metazoa, Chordata, Aves, Leptosomiformes, Leptosomidae.